AUGAAUGGAGGUCAGAAAAGUAAAUGCACAUUUAUACUUUACUAUUCCACAGCGAUUAUUGCGACUUACAGGUAUAUUUGGUAAAUAAAUCAAACUACACGCUUUAUAUCACAAGUUCACAUGUUCUACUCUUCUUUAAGAAUUGUUCUUCAUUAUCUGGCAUCAAUCAAUCAUUAACAUGCAUACCAUUUACUAGUAUAAUAAGAUUCUCAACCAAUCUCCUUGACUUUUCUUUUUCGUCUCUGUGUGUCUCUUCUUUUUUCCAAACCCAAUGAAAGAAGUUUUGGGUAUGGAUAGGCAGAGAAGUUUCUCCUUCAAACCCAAAAGAUUAUUAGUUUUUUCUUUGACAAUCUGUUCUUCUAUUAUCUUCAUGGUAUUAUUUUCCAUUUGGGUUAUCCAACUCACCCCUUCAGUUUUUCAGCAGACCCAUCUUCAGUUCAAUGCUUCUUCUCUCUUAACUGCUCAAUCUCUUACUGGUUUCAAUCGAAGUUCUUCAGUAGUAAGUGGUGUUCAAGGUUCAAUUUUGAUUCACACCCAGUUCAGUAAACAUGAAAAUGAUUCUGACUGGUCAGGGAUUUCAGUUAUUGGUGGUCUAGAGGAAGAGAAUAAUGAAUCCGAAGUGGUGGAAGAUGGUGAAGAAAAUGAAGAUACUUCAGUAGUAAGUGGUGUUCAAGACCCUCUUUUGAUUGAUACCCAGUUGAGUAAACCUGUAAAUGUUUCUGGGUUUUCUGGGAUUUCAGUUAUUGGUGUUCUAGAGAAAGAGAGCAGCGAAUCCAAAGUGGUAGAAAAAGAAGACGAAGAUAAGGAAUCCUUAACUGAAAACUCACCACCGCCAAUAGUGCGAAGUGAAGUUUCAAGAGAUGAAAAUGUUACAGAAACUUCAUCCAAAAAAGUUGAGAUUAUCGUGGAGGAGAAGAAGAGUAAAGAAACUGUAUUAAGGAAGGCUUUAAUUUCAAGUGCAAGAGAUUGUGAUGUUAGAAGAGGAAAAUGGGUUUUCGAUGAAAGCUAUCCAUUAUAUACAAAUACUUCUUGUCCUUUCAUAGAUGAAGGGUUCAAUUGUGAGAGUAAUGGGAGACCAGAUAAAGGUUACAUGAAAUGGAGAUGGCAACCACAAGGUUGUGACAUUCCAAGGUUCAAUGCCACAAAAAUGCUGGAACUAAUAAGAGGGAAAAGGCUUGUUUUUGUGGGCGAUUCACUUAAUAGAAACCAAUGGGAAUCCAUGCUAUGCAUGUUAAUGGGGGCUAUUAAAGAUCCAACUAAGGUUUAUGAGACACAUAAGCGUAGAAUCACCAAAGGGAAGGGAAACUAUAGUUUCCGUUUUGUGGAUUAUAGAUGUACGGUUGAGUAUUACGUGACCCAUUUCUUAGUUCACGAAGGUAAAGGAAGAGUGGGGCAGAAGCGUUUACAGACUUUGAGCAUUGAUUCGAUUGAUCGUAGCUCAUCAAGAUGGAAAGGAGCUGAUAUUUUAGUUUUUAACACCGCACAUUGGUGGUCCCAUUACAAAACUAAAGCUGGGAUUAACUACUAUCAAGAAGGGGGUCAAGUUUAUCCACGCCUAGAUGUUUCUACAGCAUUCAGAAAAGCUUUAACAACAUGGGCAUCAUGGGUUGACACACACAUCAACCCAAGAAAAACAAGAGUUUUCUUUCGAAGCUCAGCACCUUCCCAUUUCAGUGGAGGGCAGUGGAAUUCAGGUGGGCACUGUAAUAAAGCAACUAAACCACUUACUGAAAUUUCGAGCACAUUUGUAUCUGACAAAAAUGUAGUAGUAGAAGAGGUGAUCAAACAGAUGAAAACUCCUGUUACUGUGUUGAACAUAACCGGUUUAUCCCAAUAUAGGAUAGAUGGUCAUCCCUCUGUUUAUGGUACAAGAAGAUCGAACAGUCAAGAUUGCAGUCAUUGGUGUCUUCCUGGGGUUCCAGAUUCUUGGAAUGAGAUACUGUUUGCUUAUUUAUACCAGUCCAAACAUGGGUUAACAGGAUUUUAGCCAUGUAAUCUAGUGAUAUUCUUUCUUUCUUUUAUUUAUUUGUUUGUUCAUAUCUUGGUUUUGUUUAAUUUGGAAUGAAUCCUGAUGAUUUCUUUGUAAAGAGCAAAAAAAUCUCCCAUGAUGGUACAGUUAAAAAUGUAGACAGAUUCUGAUACAAAGCAGUUGCUGCUUGUGGAGGUGGAGGUUUAAAGGGGUCUCUCAACAUUGGGUAGCAAUAGGUACAAUUACUCAUACUAGGAUAAAUUUUAUUUACCAAUAAAAUGUAAUAUUAUAAUCAUAACCCUACAAAAAAUAAUAUUAAAUGACUAAAUGUUUGGGGUGCCAUUUUAUCCGGU
Molecule: messenger RNA, 2322 nt
Organism: Cannabis sativa
Lineage: Eukaryota; Viridiplantae; Streptophyta; Magnoliopsida; Rosales; Cannabaceae
Product: protein trichome birefringence-like 6
Exons: 5
Coding region: 272-1987 (571 amino acids)
Cellular component (GO): Golgi apparatus
Molecular function (GO): O-acetyltransferase activity
Source: RefSeq, a predicted model, not a curated record